This is a messenger RNA of Mangifera indica (mango), 1227 nucleotides long. Its product is annotated as oxygen-evolving enhancer protein 1, chloroplastic. Bases 84 to 1076 code for a protein of 330 amino acids. The record is from RefSeq and is a predicted model, not a curated record. Gene Ontology annotation, cellular component: photosystem II oxygen evolving complex. NCBI's taxonomy places the organism in Eukaryota, Viridiplantae, Streptophyta, Magnoliopsida, Sapindales, Anacardiaceae. Gene Ontology annotation, molecular function: oxygen evolving activity. Gene Ontology annotation, biological process: photosystem II stabilization; photosystem II assembly. The transcript has 2 exons.
CACCAACAAGCUGUCACUCCCUCUACUUACAAAACAACAUUUUUUUGUUUCUCAGGAUAGCAAGAAGUAACAGAGGGAGGAAGAUGGCAGCCUCACUACAAGCCGCGGCUACGCUCAUGCAACCCACUAGGGUGGGUGUCGCUCCUUUUCGCCAGUUGAGGUCUUCUCAAAGCGUUUCAAAGGCUUUUGGUGUGGAUUCAGCUGGUGCUAGGCUCACUUGCUCUUUGCAGACUGACUUAAAGGACUUGGCACAUAAAUGUUUUGAUGCAACCAAAAUCGCUGGCUUUGCCCUUGCCACUUCUGCUCUUGUCGUUUCGGGAGCAAGUGCUGAGGGUGUUCCAAAGAGGCUAACCUAUGAUGAAAUCCAAAGCAAAACAUACAUGGAAGUAAAGGGAACAGGAACUGCUAACCAGUGCCCAACAAUUGAAGGUGGUGUUGACUCAUUUGUCUUCAAGCCAGGCAAAUACCAAGCCAAGAAGUUCUGUUUAGAACCCACUUCAUUCACCGUCAAGGCUGAGGGUGUGAACAAGAAUGCCCCACCAGAAUUCCAAAAAACCAAGCUCAUGACGCGUCUUACCUACACUCUUGACGAGAUUGAAGGCCCUUUUGAAGUCUCUCCUGAUGGCAAUGUCAAAUUUGUUGAGAAGGAUGGUAUUGACUAUGCUGCAGUGACAGUUCAGCUGCCUGGUGGCGAACGAGUCCCCUUUCUUUUCACCAUCAAAGAGCUGGUGGCAUCAGGCAAACCUGAAAGCUUUGGGGGAGAGUUUCUUGUCCCAUCCUACAGGGGAUCAUCUUUCUUGGACCCAAAGGGCAGGGGUGGUUCAACCGGCUAUGAAAAUGCUGUUGCAUUGCCUGCUGGAGGCAGAGGAGAUGAGGAAGAUCUCCGGAAGGAGAACAUCAAGACCUUUGAAUCUUCAAAAGGAAAAAUCAUCCUGAGUGUAACCAAGAGCAAGCCAGAGAGUGGAGAGGUUAUUGGAGUUUUUGAGAGCGUUCAGCCAUCUGAUACUGAUAUGGGGGCAAAGGUUCCAAAGGAAGUGAAGAUCCAAGGCAUUUGGUAUGCUCAGCUUGAGUCAUAAGGCUUUUCUUAUAUGCAUGUACUUAAUCCUUGUUUCAGAUUUUGAUAUAUGUUAAAGUUGUUGCUAAACUUUUCUGUGACCAAUCGAGAAGCACUCUUGUUUGUAUAUUAUCUUAACUUUUUCAUAGUAAUGUUGUAAAAUUUCAUCUCCA